AUGGCCUGGGGGCUGCUCCUGGCGCUCUGCGGGGGGCUCCUGGCUCCAGCCGCGGCGGGCGGACGCCACAGCCUGGCCGUGCUUGUCACAGCCGUCACCCACGAAGACGGGACCCAUCACUUCAUCAUUGUCACCAAGCUGGAUGACGUUCAGAUCACGUACUACAGCAGUGACACGCGAGAGCUCAGAGCCACCCAGGAGUGGGCAGCACAGGCCCUGGGCACUGAGUAUCUCCAGGAAAAGACUCAGAAGUUCUGGACAUAUGACAAGGACUCUAAAGGAGGUAUCAGGAGGUGGAUGCAGCUGUACAACCAGACAGGCGGGAUUCACACUGCACAGGCUCACGUGGGCUGUGCCCUGAGCGACCAGGCCCCCGUGGACCCGAGGUUCCAGUACGCCUUCGACGGGAGGGACUUCAUCAGCUUUGACAACCAGACGGGGACGUGGGUCGCAGCCGUGCAGCCGGCCUUCCUCCAGAAGCAGCGCUGGGAGACGGUCAAGACUUGGACUCAGUAUGUCCAGAGGUACCUGCAGUAUGAGUGUCUGGAGACCCUGCGGCGCCUGGUGCAGCGGGCAAUGGGGGUCCUGGAGCAGCAGGUGCCCCCUGAGGUCUCGGUUUCCCGCAGAGACGCCCCCGACAGCUCCGUCACCCUCUCCUGCCGCGCCAGGGGCUUUUACCCGCGUCCCAUCCAUGUCUCCUGGGUGCGGGAUGGAGAAGACAUCCUGGCGGAGACGGACUCCAGCGGGAUCCUGCCCAACACUGAUGGCACCUACUACACUCAGUCGUCCCUGGAGAUCUCCCCGCAGCAGGACGGGCACCGCUACUACGCCUGCCGAGUGAAACACAGCAGCCUGGGGGAGCCCAUGCUCGUCUGGGCCCCUGGGAAGAAGGGCCCCCUGCAUCCCGGGGUCCUGGCCGCCAUUGUCCUGGCCGCGCUGGUUCUGGCUGGUGGAACCGUAGGGGCCAGCGUCAUCCUGUGGAGGAGAAAAUCAGCAGGCCCCUAUGUUCCGGCAGCCACAUAGACCAGAGAAGAUUCUGCCUCCAGCUCGUCAUGGGGCAGACACCCGGAGCGUGGGACCCCGGCGUCGGGGGGACCCUGCCCAGCCGUUGACCCUGCUGUCUCAGUGAUCUCUGUCCACUGCCUCCCUUCUGCUCUGGGGCGAUUCUGGCGUGGCUGUUAGAGGGUGUUGGGCCUUACACCGUUGUAUUGUAUGCGUUCUCUCCUGCAGCUUGUUCUUUCCAAGUCACUGAUCACUGGGCCCUUCUCCAGCCAGGGCUUUGCUCAGCAUCUCUUCCAAAGGGUCUGACACAAUCCUGUCUCCCGUCUCGCCAGUGCCAGUCACGGGGCAGUUCCCCUUUUCCAGUCGCAGGAGCCGGCAGAGUCAGACGAGCAGGCAGAGGCUGGGGCAAGUGGGGCACUGUGGGAUCCCACUCCCCUCCGUGGGGCAGAUGGGCCGGCCUGGCACACCGACCCCCAGCUUGUGACUGGCAGGAGGACCCGUCUCUGUGCUCUGAGUUCAGCUCGGAGCUUUCGCCCGGAUUAUGUGGGUCAAACUCGCCCACCCCACAAGCUGCUCAGAGCUGAGCUGCUGAGUCUCCCAGUGUCAGAGCCGGCUCUGAGCCCGUGUCUGUGCAGCGGGACCCGCUGACGGACGCGGCCCUGUCCCCCUCUGGCACGGCUGAGGGAAUGGCCGACGGGGGCUCUGAGCCCGUGUCUGUGCAGCGGGACCCGCUGACGGACGCGGCCCUGUCCCCCUCUGGCACGGCUGAGGGAAUGGCCGACGGGGGCUCUGAGCCCGUGUCUGUGCAGCGGGACCCGCUGACGGACGCGGCCCUGUCCCCCUCUGGCACGGCUGAGGGAAUGGCCGACGGGGGCUCUGAGCCCGUGUCUGUGCAGCGGGACCCGCUGACGGACGCGGCCCUGUCCCCCGCUGGCACGGCUGAGGGAAUGGCCGACGGGGGCUCUGAGCCCGUGUCUGUGCAGCGGGACCCGCUGACGGACGCGGCCCUGUCCCCCGCUGGCACGGCUGAGGGAAUGGCCGACGGGGGCUCUGAGCCCGUGUCUGUGCAGCGGGACCCGCUGACGGACGCGGCCCUGUCCCCCGCUGGCACGGCUGAGGGAAUGGCCGACGGGGGCUCUGAGCCCGUGUCUGUGCAGCGGGACCCGCUGACGGACGCGGCCCUGUCCCCCUCUGGCACGGCUGAGGGAAUGGCCGACGGGGGCUCUGAGC
Emys orbicularis (European pond turtle) is the source of this 2232-nucleotide messenger RNA. RefSeq names its product class I histocompatibility antigen, F10 alpha chain-like. The record is from RefSeq and is a predicted model, not a curated record. Gene Ontology annotation, cellular component: external side of plasma membrane. Gene Ontology annotation, biological process: immune response. NCBI's taxonomy places the organism in Eukaryota, Metazoa, Chordata, Testudines, Emydidae. Bases 1 to 1023 code for a protein of 340 amino acids. The transcript has 7 exons.